CCGGGUUGAGCCCCGGGAGGUGGGAAGGAGGCGGCGUUUCCGGCCGCGGUCGCUGUCCAGGGAGGCUGAGGCAAGAGGGAGCUGUCCCGGUGGGGAGCCAGCACUUCCUUCUUUCUCUUCCUCCUCCUCUGCGUGAGGGGAGAGAAGGUUGGGGGUCCCCGAGCCCAUGGAUCGGGAGGAGGCGGAGGCCGCCGAGAGCCGGCACCCCUCUAUGUGGCCCUGAGCCCCGUGUACUGGUUCCGCCUCUCUGGAAGGCCAUGGAGAAGAGACUGGGAGUCAAGCCAAGUCCCGCUUCCUGGGUUUUGCCAGGAUAUUGUUGGCAGACAUCAGUGAAGCUGCCGAGAAGCCUGUACCUGCUUUACAGUUUCUUCUGCUUCAGCGUUCUGUGGUUGUCAACAGAUGCUAAUGGGAGCAGAUGCCAACGGGGGAAGACACUUUAUGGAGCUGGCUUGAGAACUGAGGGAGAAAAUCACCUCAGGCUUCUUGAAGGAAGCCUGCCUUUCCAAGCCUGUCGGGCUGCCUGCUGCCGCGACUCUGCCUGUCACGCUCUCUGGUGGCUGGAAGGGAGGUGCUUUCAGGCCUACUGCAGCAAGCCCCAGAGCUGCCAGCCUUUUAGGACAGACUCUUCCAAUUCCAUGCUGGUCAUUUUUCAAAAAUCCCAAACUACAGAUGAUUUGGGCCUUCUGCCUGAAGAUGAUGAACCACAUUUUCUGAGGCUAGGCUGGGGCAGGACAUCGUGGAGGAGGCAGAGCCUUCUUGGGGCUCCCCUCACCCUUUCUGUACCCUCUAGUCACCACCAGAGCUUACUCAGGGAUCGGCAGAAGAGAGAUCUCAGUGUGGUACCUACACGUGGAGCGAUGCAACAUUCUAAAGUGAAUCAGUCUGCGGAAGCAGGCGCUCUGAGUCCCAGCUCUGCAGAGGUCCGCAAAACCAUUACAGUUGCCAGUUCCUUCACCAGUAACCACACUACACAGACUCCUGAGUGGCCCAAGAAUGUGUCCAUCCAUCCUGAACCAUCCGAACACUCCAGUCCUGUAUCUGGUACUCCGCAAGUAAAAAGCACUGAGCACAGUCCAACUGAUGCCCCUCUUCCAGUGGCCCCCUCCUACAGCUAUGCCACCCCCACACCCCAGGCCUCUUCUCAGAGCACCUCAGCACCACACUCAGUUGUAAAGGAACUGGUGGUGUCUGCUGGGAAGAGCGUCCAGAUCACCCUGCCUAAGAAUGAAGUUCAGUUAAAUGCCUUCGUCCUUCCAGAAGCAGAGCCAGGAGAAACCUACACCUACGACUGGCAGCUGAUCACUCAUCCUACAGACUACAGUGGAGAGGUGGAGAGGAAACAUUCCCAGAGCCUCCAACUGUCCAAGCUGACUCCAGGCCUGUACGAAUUCAAGGUGACUGUGGAUGGCCAGAAUGCCCAUGGGGAAGGCUACGUGAAUGUGACAGUGAAACCAGAGCCCCGUAAGAACCGGCCUCCCGUUGCUGUGGUGUCACCUCAGUUCCAGGAGAUCUCGCUGCCAACCACUUCUACCAUCAUUGAUGGCAGCCAGAGCACGGACGACGAUAAAAUUGUCCAAUACCACUGGGAAGAGCUUAAGGGGCCUCUGAGAGAAGAGAAGAUCUCUGAAGACACAGCCAUACUAAAACUAAGUAAGCUCGUCCCGGGGAACUACACCUUCAGCUUAACAGUUGUCGACUCUGACGGGGCUACCAACUCCACCACUGCAAGCCUGACUGUGAACAAAGCUGUGGACUACCCUCCCGUGGCCAAUGCAGGCCCCAACCAAGUGAUCACCCUGCCUCAGAACUCCAUCACCCUCUUUGGAAACCAGAGCACUGAUGACCACGGCAUCACCAGCUAUGAGUGGUCGCUCAGUCCGAGCAGCAAAGGGAAGGUGGUGGAGAUGCAGGGAGUUAGAACGCCAGCCCUGCAGCUGUCCGCAAUGCAAGAAGGAGACUAUACCUACCAGCUCACAGUGACUGACACCGCAGGACAACAGGCCACCGCCCAAGUGACUGUGAUUGUGCAGCCUGAGAACAACAAGCCUCCUCAGGCAGAUGCAGGCCCAGACAAAGAGCUGACCCUGCCCGUGGACAGCACAACCCUGGACGGCAGCAAGAGCACAGAUGACCAGAGAGUCGUCUCUUACCUUUGGGAGCAGAGCCGGGGACCUGACGGGGUGCAGCUGGAGAAUGCCAACAGCAGUGUCGCCACUGUGACCGGGCUGCAAGUCGGGACUUAUGUAUUCACCUUGACUGUCAAAGAUGAGAGGAACCUACAGAGCCAGAGCUCCGUUAAUGUCAUUGUCAAAGAAGAAAUAAACAAACCGCCAGUAGCCAAGAUCGCUGGGAACGUGGUGGUGACCUUGCCCACGAACACGGCCGAGCUGGACGGCUCGAGGUCCUCAGAUGACAAGGGGAUAGUCAGCUACCUGUGGACUCGAGAUGAGACGAGCCCAGCCGCAGGGGAGGUGCUGAAUCACUCUGACCACCACCCUGUCCUCUUCCUCUCCAACCUGGUGGAGGGGACCUACACGUUUCACCUGAAAGUGACAGAUGCAAAGGGCGAGAGCGACACAGACCGGACGACAGUGGAAGUGAAGCCUGAUCCCAGGAAAAGCAACCUGGUGGAAAUCAUCUUGGAUGUGAACGUCAGUCAGCUGACCGAGAGGCUGAAGGGGAUGCUCAUCCGCCAGAUUGGGGUCCUCCUGGGGGUGCUGGAUUCCGACAUCAUUGUGCAAAAGAUUCAGCCAUACACGGAGCAGAGCACCAAGAUGUUGUUUUUUGUUCAGAACGACCCUCCCCACCAGCUCUUCAAAGGCCAUGAGGUGGCAGCCAUGCUCAAGAGCGAGCUGCGGAAGCAGAAGGCUGACUUCCUCAUCUUCAGAGCCCUGGAAAUCAGCACAGUCACAUGUCAGCUGAACUGUUCUGACCAUGGCCACUGUGACUCAUUCACCAAGCGCUGUGUCUGUGACCCGUUUUGGAUGGAGAAUUUCAUCAAGGUGCAGCUGAGGGAUGGAGACAGCAACUGUGAAUGGAGCGUGCUCUACGUCAUCAUUGCUUCCUUUGUCAUUGUUGUUGCCUUGGGGAUCCUGUCAUGGACUACAAUCUGCUGCUGCAAGAGGCAAAAAGGAAAACCCAAGAGGAAAAGCAGAUACAAGAUCCUGGAUGCCACAGACCAGGAGAGCCUGGAGCUGAAACCAACGUCCCGAGCAGGCAGCAAACAGAAAGGCCCCACGCUGAGCAGCAGCCUGAUGCAUUCUGAAUCGGAGCUGGACAGCGACGAUGCCAUCUUCACAUGGCCAGACCGGGAGAAGGGCAAACUACUGUAUGGUCAGAAUGGAUCUGUGCCAAAUGGGCAAACACCUUUGAAGACCAGGAGCGCACGGGAGGAGAUCUUGUAGCCCCUUGGUCUGUCUCAACAGUCUGGGCCUCAGUGCUAGGGGCCAGAGCACCUCUAGGCUUAUUCCUGACCUUUUGGGUCUGAGGGCAGCUGCUCUCCCAGCAUGUGCUGGCCACUCCAUCCCAAAAGCCCCCAUCAGAACUGCUGGUACUUGAAUCCACAGAUACUUUAUAGGAGCCCUUGAAUGAAGCUGUGAAUGAAGAGGUUUUCUCUAUAAACCUAUGUGGUAGGCCCCCCUUCCUGCCCCCCAAAUGUCCUCAUCUCAGGGCCUCACUUUCUGCAUACACCUCCCUGCCUGAGAGCAGACACAAACAGGCCCAUAGCCUCUCCUCUGCUGUUAGAGCAAUGCAGCUGGGCCCAGAACACACAUGAUGAGGUUCACUGCGUCUCCCCUGCACCUCGUACAGAACCAAGAGCCACCAGCCUCCUGGUGGCAGGGGCCUAGCCCUGGGCAUAUUCAUUUGUUUGCUUCUCUGGGACAGUAUGCCCUGCCUUCCCUGGGCCAAAAGAAAUCCGUGCUGUCACUGAUGCUGGCGAUGAUGCAGAGCUGUCACUGCCCUCAGCUCCUGCUGGCUUGUUUAUCAGGGAUAUGGGAGCUGCGGGCAUGACCUGCACAGCUGCAUUCUCCCAGAAGAGACAGCCACAGAUAGACUGGAACUCUCUGGCAUGUGAGUGCAUAUGUGUGACUGCCCCACUGUGGAACCUUCCACAUCCCUCCAUCCAUGUCUUUUCUGUGUCCUUUGCACGUGUGAGUGUUUGAGUGUAUGUGCCCAUUCCUCAUAGGUCUCUUGGCUGCUCUCAAGGUAAUUCUAACUUGGAGACUUUUAGCUCCUUGAAAGACUAUUAAUCCCUCCAGCCUGAUCACCAGUUCCUCAGCUGUGGUGUGACAGCUGAGGAAUUGGGUUUCCGGGAGAGUGACUUUUUAAAAAGGACUUAAUUUCUACUACUGCACUAUCUGUUGUGAGAUAAUUAAACAUGCUAUUUAAUUGUG
Messenger RNA from Mus caroli (Ryukyu mouse), 4394 nucleotides. RefSeq names its product KIAA0319 like. Gene Ontology annotation, biological process: neuron migration. Lineage: Eukaryota; Metazoa; Chordata; Mammalia; Rodentia; Muridae. The record is from RefSeq and is a predicted model, not a curated record. Gene Ontology annotation, cellular component: membrane; cytoplasmic vesicle; Golgi apparatus.